Molecule: messenger RNA, 1384 nt
Organism: Cryptotermes secundus
Lineage: Eukaryota; Metazoa; Arthropoda; Insecta; Blattodea; Kalotermitidae
Gene: fwe
Product: calcium channel flower
Exons: 7
Coding region: 89-682 (197 amino acids)
Biological process (GO): vesicle-mediated transport
Cellular component (GO): membrane
Source: RefSeq, a predicted model, not a curated record
UCUGUGGCCAUCUGUUUGAGAGUAUUGAAGUCGUUCAAGUGCUGUCAGCUGUUGUACUUGGUGACGGAGGAGACUGACAUAGAAAAAGAUGUCGCUGGCAGAGAAAAUUGGUGCAAUUAUGCAGAGGCCUGGGCAGGAUGUUGUACCAAAGGACGAUGUCCCGUGGUGGAUGAAGUAUGCUGGUCGCGGAUUAGGGACUGUCGGUAGUAUGGUGGCUAUUGUACUAGGAGUGUGGAGUUGUGUUGGUAUUGUGUUUGGAGACAUCAACUGCCUGAUUAGUGGAAUGUGGCAAAUGAUAGCAGGUGCAGUUGUGAUUAUGAUAGAAGCUCCAUGCUGCUGCCUUUUUAUAGAUUUUGUGCAGAACAUUAGUGAUUGGGUAGAGAAACGACCUUAUUGGAAUAGAGCAGCUUUCUACUGUAUUAUUGCUUUACCAUCCGUAUUCCUUUGCCGAGAGCUUCAGAGCAUAUUUGGAAGUGGCUUGAUCUUCACUACAGGUGUGAUCUAUGGAUUGAUGUCUCUUGGCAGAAAGGCAUCGCAGCAGGAGAUGAUGAGUAAUGCUGACAGGGAGACAGAUGCUACAGUAUCAGCCCCAUCAUCUGGAAUGCAUUCUAUUCUUGUUGAUAAUGCAGCACCAAUGUCAUUCACUGGCACCCCAAACACAGUGCUUGGCAGUGGUGUCUGACAGCUUAUGUGUCGAGAGCCAAGGCUCUUGUUUAUUUAUUGCUUUUGCUGAUAUCACUUCUUUUCCAUUUGAAGACCUCUUUGAGGUGAUGCAAAUGUAGUGUUUGCUUUUUGUGUUGGACUUCAUUCUUUGUUGCCUAGGAUCAAAUUGCCAUGACUCUCUAUAAAUGUGUUUUUUUGAGAUAUAAUGAUUUUAAACUUAGCAGUUAUCAGAUACUUUAUAGUAAUACUUUGUUAACUCGUGUUAUGAUAUUCACAGGUUUCAAUAUUUGUCUGUUAUUUAGUAGCGGUUUUUAAUUUAAAAACCCCAUUUUGGUCAGUUUAGAAAAUAUUUUAAAAUGUUUUUGUAGAUAAGGUUGUCUGUCUCUGUCCUGAGGAUCAUUUUGAACAAUAAUACAAGGUCAUUCUGGUGUAGCUACGAAAGGUGUUAUUGUCAUGUUUUAUCAGUAAUAUAAUAAACUACCUUAUUUCUCCCAAAAUUCAUUAUGUUCUGUAGUGAACAGUUUGUAAUGGCACAAAGUAUAUUAAGGUAAUUAGUAAUUGAUUUAUAUUUGUAACAUUUUUAGUUCAGUUGAUAUAGUGAUGGACGAUGUGCUGGAUGGCUAGGGUUUGAGUCCUGCCAGGGGCAAGAGAGAGAUUUUUCUUUUCUCUACAGUGUCCAGACUGGCUUUAGGGUCCAUUCAGUCUCCUAUCCAGUGGGUAC